CGGAAGAGAAUCUAACAAGGUUUGAGGGUCUGAGUUGGAUGAAGAAGGCGGGAGUUUAGUCGGCUACAUAUUAGCUUCCCUCUCGCCCUCUGGCGGCUCCAGCAGCAGGCCAGUUUAGUGUGAUUAUUACCACCAUGGUCCCAGACCGGCAUUGACCGGCCCAGGGGGGUGAUUGCGUGCCCGCGUCCCGGAGUACUGGGGGUUCCAAAUGGGAGAGGAGGGGACAGGCGGCUCGGUGCAUCUGCUGUGCCUCGCGGCCUCUAGCGGGGUCCCCCUGUUCUGCAGGAGCAGCCGCGGCGGCGCCCACGCCCGUCAGCAGCUCCCGUUCUCUGUCAUCGGCUCUCUCAAUGGAGUCCAUAUGUUCGGGCAGAAUUUGGAGGUACAACUGAGCUCUGCGAGGACCAAGGACACAACCGUGGUGUGGAAAAGCUUCCACGACAGCAUCACCCUCAUUGUUCUGUCAUCUGAGGAGGGCACCUCCGAGCUGAGGCUGGAGAGACUACUGCAGAUGGUAUUUGGGGCCAUGGUUCUUCUUGUGGGACUUGAAGAACUGACCAACAUUCGCAACGUAGAGAGGUUGAAGAAGGAGUUGAGGGCCAGUUAUCACCUCAUUGACAGCUUCCUGGGGGACUCGGAACUCAUUGGAGACCUGACCCAAUGUGUAGACUGCGUGAUUCCUCCAGAGGGGUCUCUCCUGCAGGAAGCUCUCUCUGGGUUCGCUGAAGCCAUGGGCACAGCCUUCGUCAGUCUGGUGGUGUCAGGCCGCGUGGUAUCAGCGACAGAGGGAUGGUGGCGGCUCGGGACACCUGAGGCCGUGCUGCUUCCCUGGUUGGUGGGGUCCCUGCCGCCACAGGCCACUCGUGACUAUCCGGUGUACCUGCCCCACGGGAGUCCCACGGUCCCGCAUCGGCUCCUGACGCUGACGCUGCUACCGGGUUUGGAGCUGUGUUUGCUCUGCGGUCCUCGCCCGCCCCUCAGCCAGCUGGAUCCCCAGCUUCUGGAGCGCUGGUGGCAGCCACUGUUGGACCCGCUGCGGGCCUGCCUGCCGCUGGGCCCCCGAGGGCUGCCCGAUGGCUUCCCCCUGCACACGGACAUCCUAGGACUGCUGCUCCUCCAUCUGGAACUGAAACGUUGCCUCUUCACCGUGGAGCCUCUGGGGAAUAAAGAACCCUCCCCAGAACAGCGCAGGCGCCUCCUCCGCCAUUUCUACGCCUUGGUCACUACAGCGCACUUCCCAGCAGAGCCAGGACCACUGGAAAAGGUGGAGGAUGAUGUCAGCCGGGCCCAGCUGCCACGCGCCUGCUAUCUGGUGUUAGGGCCUGAGGAGCCAGGCACAGGGUUGCGACUGGUGGCUCUGCAGCUGGGGCUACGGCUGCUGCUGCUGCUGCUGGCUCCUCAGAGCCCCACCCAUGGGCUGCGAAGCCUGGCCACCCACACUCUGCAUGCCCUCAGCCCUCUCCUUUGAACCACCUAGGAUGGGCGCCAGCACAGACAUGGGGCUGUUAGCGUCUCUGUUUAUUCGCUCACAAUAAUACACAGCCCCUGGACGGGGAGGGGAGGAAGGGCGACAAUGGGGGGAGAGGAGGGGGUACCCACUUCCCUGGCCCCUCUCCCCUCUGUGCUUGGGGGGGAGGGAGGGGCUCCCCCUUGCCCCCCCAGAAUGUAAACAGCAGCAGAUGAACAAAAAUAAAAAUACAAAAGGCCAGAGGAAGGUCCCAGGCAUCCCCUACCCCUGGGGUCUUCCCUGUCACCAGUGGAGGCCCCCUUACUGCCCCACCCACCACAGCUGCCUCAGUCCUAGGGGCUGCCUGGUGAUGGCUACAUCCCCCGGGCAGGGUCCAGGGCUCAAAACUGCUGGGCCAGCAGCUCACACAGGUGGCGGGAGACAGGCUCCUUGCUCGUGCGCAGGGUCAGCCGGUACAUCUGGAUGGGGACAUUGGGGAAGGAG
This is a messenger RNA of Sciurus carolinensis (gray squirrel), 1948 nucleotides long. RefSeq names its product fuzzy planar cell polarity protein (gene Fuz). Lineage: Eukaryota; Metazoa; Chordata; Mammalia; Rodentia; Sciuridae. Gene Ontology annotation, biological process: non-motile cilium assembly; vesicle-mediated transport. The coding region runs from base 209 to 1465 and encodes 418 amino acids. The transcript has 11 exons. The record is from RefSeq and is a predicted model, not a curated record.